AUUACGAGUACUAUAUUAGCGGAACCAUUUUGGCUUUUUAUAAAAUUAAUCAUAAGGUUUGAUUACACUUUGCCGGUGGCGGUUAGUGAUCUGUGAAAAAAUCAGUUUUAUUAUCAGACGGUUCAAGUUGAUUGUAUCUGAUUGUCGGAAAGCACUCUUAUCUUUGUAUGUGCCUGUGGUACCGUCACCGUUUGCACCGCUUCCGUUGGGUUGCCUACGCGCUUGUUCUGCAUCAGUUAUAUCUAUAUGCUGACUGUCUGUCAGCUUCUCAGUUCUCCUGGCUUCCCAGUUUUAUUUGUCCAGCAUCCCUGAACGACACAAUGGCUGUCCAACAUACAACUCACACUAUUACCACCAUUGCUGGUGUACAGAUGCCGCGAUUAAUUUACGGAACAGCUUGGAAAAAAGACGCGACGACAGAUUUAGUGGUGAAAGCUGUUCUGGCUGGUUUUCGGGGCAUCGACACAGCAUGCCAGCCCAAACAUUACCAGGAACCGCUGGUGGGGAAGGCCCUCGCCACUUUGCACGAGAAGCACGCAAUUCCCCGCGAGGAUUUGUUCGUGCAGACCAAAUUCACCAGCGUCGAUGGGCAGGAUCCACAAAAUAUUCCCUAUGAUCCCCGGGCUUCCUUAACUGAUCAAGUCCGCCAGUCCGUUUCAGCCAGUUUGCGCAAUCUGCAGACGACCUACAUCGACUCCCUUGUCCUCCAUGGUCCUAUGCACAGCCACCAGGAAAACAUGGAAGUAUGGCGUACCCUCGAGGACUUCCACUCCCAGGGCACCAUCAGACAAUUGGGCAUCUCCAAUUUCUACCGUCUGGCUGAAUUGGAGAAGCUCUUCCAUGACGCCCACAUCAAACCGGCCGUCGUACAGAACCGCUUCCACGCCGAGACCGGGUACGAUGUGGAGAUCCGCGCGUUCUGCCGCAAACACGGCAUCAUCUACCAGAGCUUCUGGACUCUGACGGCCAAUCCGCAUCUGCUGCGUAGUGCCGUGAUCAAGGACAUGGCACACAAACGGCAGGCCACGGUGGAGCAGGUGUUCUUCCGGUUCUGUAUGGAUUUGGGCAUUGCACCGCUGACCGGGACGAAGGAUGAGCGGCAUAUGAAGGAAGAUUUGGCAGUGCUGGAUAUGGAGCCGAUGAGUCGCACCGAGGUGGAGCAGAUUGAACAUCUGAUGAUCCGCGAGUUCAGUGGGCACCAGGCACUGCAUUAAUUAUGGUGUCUCCCGGUUUGCUGAUUAUUUUAUG
Messenger RNA from Paramacrobiotus metropolitanus, 1248 nucleotides. RefSeq names its product glyoxal reductase-like. The coding region runs from base 168 to 1214 and encodes 348 amino acids. NCBI's taxonomy places the organism in Eukaryota, Metazoa, Tardigrada, Eutardigrada, Parachela, Macrobiotidae. Gene Ontology annotation, molecular function: oxidoreductase activity. The transcript is spliced from 3 exons. The record is from RefSeq and is a predicted model, not a curated record.